This is a messenger RNA of Paramuricea clavata, 5020 nucleotides long. The record is from the annotation of a GenBank genome assembly. NCBI's taxonomy places the organism in Eukaryota, Metazoa, Cnidaria, Anthozoa, Malacalcyonacea, Plexauridae.
UCUCAACCUAGUGCAGGUUCAGAAAGCAGUAAAUUGGUGUUCUUUUAUAUUUUCAUCCUUGUUUCACAAACCUGAGCCCAAAUGAACACUCCUACAGUAAAGGUCAUCGACAAGCGAUCAGUUCACCAAAUAUGUUCAGGCCAAGUUGUUGUUACCUUAGCAACAGCUGUAAAAGAACUAGUCGAAAAUAGUUUAGACGCUGGCACAACCAACAUUGAAGUCCGCCUCAGGAACUGGGGUGCUGAUUCAUUAGAAGUGGUCGACAAUGGUUUUGGGGUUUUGCCAGAAAACUUUGCAGCACUGACAUUAAAACACCAUACAUCAAAGCUGAAUGUGUUUGCAGAUCUGGUUGGUGUUGAGACAUUUGGGUUUCGUGGUGAAGCGCUUAGCUCGUUAUGUGCAUUAGGGUAAGAUAUAAUAGGGCAAGUAGAUGGUAGCCUGUGUAUAGCCAAAGUAGGUGGUUGUAUCAGAAGUAAUCGUAUGAUAAAGUAAUCUGGUUGACGAACAAGCUUUCAUUGGUAGGGAUGCAACUACCUGAAAAAUAUAAGGAGAAUUUCCACGUUUCGAGCAAAGGCCCUUCAUCUGAAGUUACAGUAACUCCAGAGACGAAAGGCCUUCGGUCGAAAUUCUCCUAAUAUACUUUUCAGAUAGUUGCAUAUCCCUACCAACAAAAGCUUGUUUAUUUGAUUGGCACUACCUACACUGGCAAAGACAGUUCAAAAUUAUAAUCUGGUUGAUCCCUCACAACAUCGGAAGUCUUCUAGUUGAUACCUACAGGAACAAGAAUAGUAAACUACUGAUCUCUCAAAUCUAUUUUUGCCAUCUGAUUGUAGACAACUACAUGUAAAGAAAGGAGUAAUAUAGACUUCUCAUUCUCACUGGUAACUGCCGGGUGGAAAAUCAUAGUCGUAAGGGAGACGGGAGGCCCCCCCUCCAAUGAAACUGGAUGCUCACUUUUCUACCGUGCAACUGAGGGCAAAUUAUAAUCAGACACCUACAUAUUGCAGGAAUCGAACCCUGCAUGGUCACAAAGCCAUAUGAUGUAACCAAUGUCCCACCAACACACACACCCAUCCCACCAUCAUAACCUAAAACACCCCAAAAAAUAUGAAUGGUCUGUGCCAGCGUAGGUAGUAAAACAAAAACACCAGAGAAAUGCAGAUGGAUCUGGAUUCAACUACCUGAAAAAUACAUUGGCAAAACUUCAACACUUCGAGCGAAGGCCCUCGUCGGGAAGUUAGUAUCGGCUGGUUGGCUACUAGCUUCCCAACGAAGGGCCUUCGCUCUAAACGUUGAAGUUUCGCUAAUUGUAUUCAGGUAGUUGAAUCCAUCUGCAUUUCCCAAGAAAAUAUGUUGCCAAUUUUUCCAAUCUAGCAAUCUUUCUAUAACAACAUGCCACAAGUCACAGAGUAUUGGAGCAAGAAUCGAAUACGACCAUGAUGGCCAGAUAACCAAACAACAAGCAACAGCAAGAACCCAUGGCACCACAGUAACACUACAGAAUCUCUUCUCAACUCUCCCAGUCCGUCAUAAGGAGUUUCUACGCAACAUAAAACGCGAAUACACGAAAAUGAUGCAGGUUUUGCAAGGGUAUUGUGUGAUUUCAACUGGUGUAAGGAUCAGUUGUUACACUAUUGGCGAGAAAGGCAAGAAAUCUGUGGCAUUGGCAACUCAUGGUAAUAAUGACAUGAGAGAGAAUAUCAGUAAUGUGUUUGGUCCAAAACAGGUUAGUUUUCCUGGUUUCCAUUUAGUCACAACCAAGUCACAUUACACAUCCACUCUUAUGUUUUGUCUGCUGUAUGCAAAUCAGUGCUUAACAGCCCCACCCCUCUUAUUUUAUGUCCAAUGAAUCUUGGAGUGCUCCGUCUUUCUGUUUCAAAAUUUUGUAUGGCAAAGCUAUAUUCUACAACAGCAUACUGUGUUUGAGCAACUGGACUCUGUAGCUCAGUUGGUUAGAGCGCUGUACAGGAAUCCCAGGGCCACCAAGUCGAUUCCUACCAUUGCCAGUAUAAAUCGCGUUAUUCCAGCUGGUCAUCGAUAAACUAUUAAAAUUUAAUCUCAGUUCUUUGCUUUUAUUCAUCUAGCUGCAAACGCUAUUGGAAUUCAAACAAAUUAACCCAACUGCGGAUGAUUGUGAAGAACUAGGCUUGGAGUCAUCACAACUUGACAGCGAUCCUGUAUUCUGCUUGACUGGCUUUGUCUCUCGCUGUGAUCAUGGUACAGGACGAAGUGCAAAUGAUAGACAGUAUAUCUACAUUAAUAAGAGACCAUGUGAUAUGCCAAAACUUACCCGAUUGGUCAACGAAGUGUAUCACGUGUUUAACAGAAACCAGUACCCAUUUUUGGUACUAAAUAUUGACUUGAGCAAAGGUAAGAUUAAGGCUACGUCAGUUAUACUGUACAUAAACUGCAUAGCUUUCCCUAGCGACGUGAAAAAACACUUAUCCGUACCUUUUAGGUAGACUAUUUUCAGAGGAAUUAUUGCAACGGAAAGAUGGUGUUCAGCUUCUGAAAGUUGUACAUUCCGUAUCGGAUAGGUGCUUUGUCGCGCCGCUACGGAAAGCUAUGCAAUUCGCACAUCACGGAAGAACUUUUCAUGUUUUCUCUUUUGCUAGAUCUUGUCGAUGUGAACGUUACUCCUGACAAACGCCAAGUAUUCUUACAACAAGAGAAGCUUCUCUUCGCUACGGUCAAGAGUUCCUUGAAGGCCAUGUACGAUCCGGGUGCCACAAACUAUGAAACUAAUCAAAAACCUUUCGCCCAACUUAAACUGCCCGCGUUUACCAAACGAAAUAAGGAAGAAAACGCAACGGCGUUUUCAAAGUCUAUCAAAGAUAGAUUAUUGUUGGCAGCAAAAGUUUCCAAGAAUAAAGAAGCGUCCUCGAUAUUAAAGUUUACCACAAAAGCUUCAGAGUCUGUCAAGGAGCUGGAUAAUAUUUCAAAAGUCUGCAAGAACGUGGACGCUAUAGUUUCUACCUGCUCUACUAUCGAUUCAGGAACUUCGGCGGCUUCUAAAGAUGAGUUGAGUGAUAUUUCCAAAGUCAACAAAAUUGGGGAGGCUGUAAGUCUCGACUCUACUGAGAUAAAGGCAGAUUCGAAGACUUUGGCUGUUUCUAAAGAUGGUUUGGCGUUGGAUGACGUGUCGGGUAUUGUGAAUACACACAAACAGGGUGAUUCGUCUACUGCCUCCAUCAUUGAAACGCAUGAGGAAGCCUUCAGCCCGCAGAUUGAAAACUCUCCUAGCCCAUCUCCUAUUGGUAAUGGACACUUACCGUUUAAUCCAAAUGAAUACGACCUGAGUUCGACGGAGGUACAUGCUCGAGAAGGCAAGGGUGUUAAUGUAAUCAACUGUGAACCGACCCAUAGUCCAAAACAGAACGAACUGUGCUUAUCGGAAAGCGUACUAGGGGAUCCACCAAGGCAUUCAGUUAGCGAAGAUACCGAACAAUCCCAAGGAAAACUGUGUAAUGUGGAAACAUUUCGAAACUCUGUUGAUAGUGUAACUGAAAAUGGAAAAUGUACAAACAAUCUCAUUCGAGAUAAUGUGGACAUAACGAAAAAGCUAGAAAAUAGUAAAGAGUUAGGAGAAUCAGCAAGAAUUGAAAAUGGAUUUGAGGUUUUGGAUGUAGAAAAUCCGUAUGAAAGUGAAACCGCCUAUGAAAGUGUUAACAUGAAUGGGAAAUAUUCAAGUGAAACUCCGGAAUUGAAACGAAGACGCAGUCCCGAAAGCGACGGUAGUGAAAAUCAAUUUAAUACCAAAAGAAUUAAAGUAGAUGGAGGUUACGAGAAUGAAUUAGAAAGAACCUCACGGAAGAGCAUUGCAGUGAACUUCGAUCUUCAAAAAUUACGUGAAAGGUUCACAACAGAACGCGGCAGCAAAGAGCUUGAAGCCGAAGGAAGUUCGGGCUAUUCUCGUACAUUUCGAGCAACUAUAGCACCGGAAAGCAACCAACGAGCCGAAGAGGAACUCGAAAGACAUAUCACGAAAGAAAUGUUCAGCAAAAUGGAGAUUAUCGGACAGUUUAAUCAAGGUUUUAUUACAACAAAACUUGGAGACGAUCUAUUUAUCAUAGACCAACACGCUUCGGACGAGAAGUACAAUUUUGAAGACCAACAACGCAACACUGUUCUGAAAUCCCAACGACUCAUCUGCCCACAGUCGCUCGAUCUUACAGCCGUAAAUGAAAACAUUCUGAUGGAAAAUUUGGAGGUUUUUCGGAAAAAUGGUUUUGAUUUUGAAAUCGACGAGAAGGCUCCAGUCUCACAAAGGGUUAAGCUGAUGUCAUUACCUGUGAGUAGAAAUUGGAGUUUUGGAAAGUCGGAUAUAGAGGAAUUAAUAUUUAUGUUAAGCGAUAGUCCGGGAGUGAAUUAUAGGCCUUCGAAUAUACGGAAGAUGUUUGCAAGUAGGGCAUGCCGAAUGUCGGUUAUGGUCGGGACAGCGUUAAAUGAUGGUCAGAUGAGAAGAAUUGUUGGUCAUAUGGGCGAGAUGGACCAUCCUUGGAAUUGUCCGCAUGGUAGACCCACCAUGAGACAUUUAAUUAAUUUGAACAUGGUCAGAAAGUAGAAACAUGCUUGAAGAAACAUGGUCAUAUGACCAUACGGGCGAGAUGGACCGUCCUUGGAAUUGUCCUCACGGUAGAUCUAUGAUCAGGCAUUUAAUUAAUUUGAACAUGAUCAGAAAGUAGAAACAUGCUACUGUCGGUUAUUGUAGGGACAGCAUUAAAUGAUAGUCAGAUGAGGAUUGUUAGUCUUAUGCAUGGGUGAAAUGGAUCAUUCUUGGAAUUGCCAGCAUGGUAUAGACCUACGAUGAGACAUUUAACUAGCUGAACAGGGUCAGAAAGUAGAAACAUGUUAUACUAACCACGCGCAUAGAUCAUAUAUUACAUACCUAGUAAACAUACCUUUAUAUAUGUCAGUAUACCAUACAUUGAGCCCUAAAAGAAACAUACAGUUAUGAUUUAUUUUUAAGUCAUUGUUUUAGAUUAGUAAGAUAGACAAAUACAUUUUAUUUAGUAAUAAC